Molecule: messenger RNA, 1698 nt
Organism: Klebsormidium nitens
Lineage: Eukaryota; Viridiplantae; Streptophyta; Klebsormidiophyceae; Klebsormidiales; Klebsormidiaceae
Source: the annotation of a GenBank genome assembly
AUGGCGGCCCCGAAAGCUGGGUCCAUCGUCGGUUCCGCUCGGGGCGGGAAGUCCUUCCUGAUCGACCUCCUGAACGGAACGGAGGGCGUAUUCACAUUGGACAACGGCGGGCCCUGCACCGAGGGAGUGGACAUGAGCCCCGCGCUGCUGCCGCACGCGGCCUUCGCCGCGCGCUUCGGCGCAAGGCCCAAUGCGAAGGCCCCCCCGAUCCGCUUCCUGGACGUGGAAGGGUCCGGGAACAAGGGCGAGGAGUAUGACGUCAGGCUGUACGUGGGCGUGCUGCUGCUGUCCAAAGUGUGCAUCCUGAACCUGUCGGGCCACAUGGGAAAGCAGACGUUUCUGAGCAGAGUGGCGGCGCUGACCGCGGCCGCGGAGUCGCUCGACUUGGCGAAGGGCCGCACACGCUCCGAGGCGCCGCUGUUCGGCCACCUGCACGUGGUCUGCCGAAACUUCCAGUUCAAGGGAGCCGAGACCAAGGAAUACGAGAGGUAUAUUUGGGAAGACGAAGCUGGAGAUGACGCCAAGGAUCGCAACUAUCUCCGGAAGCAGCUGAAGAGGAGCUUCAAGAGCAUCACGGUCCACCUGUUCCCGAAACCAGAAAAGGGCCUCGACCAGAAGCGCAUCCCGUGGGCCCAGAUAAACGACGACAAGCCUUUCCAGGCCAGCCUCACGAAGCUAGGCGCGGCCAUAAGCGAUCAGCUGUCCGACGCCGCGCCCGCGCGCGCCGCGGCCGGGGCCGUCGUUCUCGAGACCGGUGCAAUCAUGGCGAGCGUCUUGAGAGUGACGCUGGAGAAGGUCAAUCAGGGCGACCGGUUGGCGAUCCCCGACCUCUGGGAGACGCUAUGCCAGGCAGCGCUGGCAAAGGAAAAGCAGGCGGCGGACGAUUUCGCGGACGAGCUCCCGAAGCGGUUUCCCCUGAAGCCCGCGGACCUCGCGCAAGCGAUCGGCGCGGCCGCGCGGCAGCGCGCUACUGCGCUGGGCGUCCAGCUGGACACGUGUCAGGCAUCGGCGGCCAUGCGCGCGGAGCACGUGGCGCUGCUGGAGGCGCACCUCGCGCGCGCGCGCGCGGGGCUGGAGGCGGCGAACGCGGUCCUCGUGGGGAAGAUGUGCUCGGGGAUCGUCACCGAGGAGAAGGCUAUGCUCGUGGCGGAGCUGAAGAAGGUUCCACAGACCCCUUCCGCGCCCGGGGGUCGAAUCUCGAGCACGCAAUACGUGGCUUCCUUGGCGGCCGUCAUGAGUGCGCGCGAAAACGGUCUUCUGCGGCGGCUCCAGGAGUGGGGCCCGCCCGACGCGUACCGAUCGGCCACGUCGAAGCUGGUGGCGGAGCAGGCGCGGCGCGAGGAGGCCGAGCGAAAGGAAAAAGCGGAACGGGAGGCGGAAGAGCUGCGCCAGCGGAAGGAGGCGGAGCGGAACCGGCAGGAGCAGCUCGACCGCGAGCGGCGCGCGCAGGAGGCGGCGCUUGAGGAGGCGACAAACGAACGAUUUUCGCGGCGCUUCUAUUCCCCGCCCUGGUGCAAUCCAAGCAUGUACAGCUAUGGUCCGUCGCCGUGCGAUUUUGACUACGGUCCGGUCCGAGGAGGGUACGGGGGGUACGGAGGGGGUUACGGAGGGGGAUGUGGGGGGGGAGGAAAUUUUUAUAAGGGAGGUCAGUUUCUGCCGGGGGGGGGCCGUGCUCCUGCAGGAGGCUGUCGGAUGUGA